AUGUCUGCUCUAUCAUCAUCAAUUGGUAAUCAGAGAUCGAUAAUUUCAUCAAGCAAACCAGAUAAUUUGGAUGAGCUUGAAAUUCUCGAUCAAAAAAUCAAUCAAAUCAGAGAGCAAGUAAACAACUCUGAAUUAGCUCUUCGAACAUUAACAGAUGAACUCGAAAAUAAGCAUGAAAUUUACGUCAGACAAAUUGAAGAUCUAAAAAGUCAAAUUGAUGCCGCAAAUAGAGAAGCAGAAAAUGCAUAUGUAAUGCAACAAUCAAACGAACAACAAGAAUAUCUGCGAUUACAUCGAAAACUUGAAGCAGAAAUCCUUCAAUAUCAAGCUCAAUUUGAUGCAGCUUCGAAUAAAUUAGAAAGAAGUGCCGAGCAAAGCAGAGAUUAUGCCGAUGUGCGCAAGGCUUGGCAAAUUACUGAUAUGAUGCGCUCUCUUCAAAUAGAAGCAGGAAAGGUCAGCGAAUACAAUCUUACAAGAUCACUCGGACGCACAGAGAAAAAGUUACAGAAGCGUGCGAAAAUACGUGAUGCUCAAAUGCGCCUGAAAACCGCAGAGGAUGAAUUAUCAAAAAUGAACGCCCAAGUUAAAGAAUUUCAAGCCAAUUGUCGUAUCGAACAGAAAGAACUGCAAAACAAACUCGAAAUGUCAGAGCAAAAUCAUAAGCUUUUAAUGCAAAAAUUAGUAAAUGAACAAAAUCAUCGCGAUAAGGACUAUAUAAGACAUCUUGACGCUGUUAGAUUAAAUAUUUAUACUGAAAAACAAAGAAUGGAAUAUGAUACUCAAUCGAAUGAAUCUAAAAUUGCUAAUUUGCAAACAAUUCUAAAGUCAGUUCAAAAGCAAGGCUUGCAACAAAUGUCACUUCUUACAUCUGAUAUUCAAAAGCUCCAAACAGCGCUUGAUGCUGCCGAACAAUCAGAAAGCAAAUUUUCUUUCUCAACUAAAGGAAAUGAUACUAAAAUGCAGGAUCUCAGGACAAAGCAUGCCAAAUGGAAAUCACUCGCUGAUGGAAUUAUUGAAGAAACAGAAGAGUUGAAAAUUGAAAAUCAAAAAAUUGUUGCUGAACUCGAAAAAAUCGAAAAUAAGUCUAAGCUUCAGCGCAAGUCUGUUAACCCUAUGAGAAGAAGUAUGAAUUAUUAUUGA
Molecule: messenger RNA, 1140 nt
Organism: Trichomonas vaginalis G3
Lineage: Eukaryota; Parabasalia; Trichomonadida; Trichomonadidae
Exons: 1
Coding region: 1-1140 (379 amino acids)
Source: RefSeq, a predicted model, not a curated record